UACUUUACCCAUUUACAUUUAUGUUUGUUAAUAUUAAAUUGCGUUUUUAAAACAACUGUAGAACUUCGAAAUCUCGUCAGUUUGCUGUUAGCUAAACCUUCCUGUAGCAUCUGCCUUUGUGCCAACAAGCUACUGUGUGCGCUUUACCGCUUACAUUUCUCAUGUUUAUCCAUGAGUUUGGCAGCAGAAUAAAUGUUAAUGUAUUCAAAUAAGUCAACAGUUAAGAUGGAAGAAAACCAGUUUACUUCACUGACGGUUCCCUCGGAUUAUUUUCAGCAGUGGUACCAGUCCAGCCAGCAGUACCCUGAGGUACAGCAUGUGGCACCCUAUCCCAGCAUGGACCAUUACACUGAAGGUCCCGUGGAUGAGCCUGUCAUGGCCGAGCUAUCUGUUCACCGGGAUCCAAAUUUUUAUCAGGAACCUUUUUACACGAACUACCUUCCAGCCCCAAAUCAUUACCCGGAGCAGGUGUCUCAGCAGAACAUCAGAGAGCACCAGCAGCACCCAGAUCUUGCACUCCUGCACCACCCACGGCAUCAACAUACACAACACAUACAGCAUGCUCAACACACACAGCAUACACAGCAGCACGGGCCAAGUAUUCAGCACCAGCCUUCAGGUCCACCUAAAGACGUGACACCAGUGAAGAAGAAGAGAGGUCGACCUCCGAAACAGCAAGCGGAGGAUGGUGAGACACGUGAGGAGGACGACGAGGUUGAGGCUGCCAAAAAAGCCAAGAGGGCUCUCAACCGCUUCAACGGCAUGUCAGUGGCUGAAGUUAUGGCUAAAACACUGCCAGAUGUGAUUACCUACAAUCUCGACAUUUUGAUAAUUGGAAUUAAUCCAGGCCUAUUGUCAGCUUACAAAGGACAUCAUUACCCAAACCCAGGGAACCAUUUCUGGAAAUGUCUGUUUCUGUCGGGUCUAACUGACCAGCAACUUAACUACAUGCAUGACCAGAGCCUGCCAGAGAAAUACAGCAUCGGCUUUACCAAUAUGGUAGAAAGGACCACACCUGGCAGCAAGGAUCUCUCCAGUAAGGAGAUCCGUGAAGGAGGCCGACAGUUACUUGAGAAGCUACAAAAAUACAAGCCAUUAAUAGCAGCGUUUAAUGGAAAAGGUAUUUAUGAAAUCUUCUGCAAAGAAACCUUUGGUGUGAAGGCCAAGAACCUUGAGUUUGGACUACAGCCGUACAAAAUUCCCGAAACUGAAACGGUGUGCUACUUGAUGCCGUCAUCGAGCCCCCGCUGUGCUCAGUUUCCUCGUGCACAAGAUAAGGUGCAUUUUUACAUCAAGCUGAAGGAACUGAGAGACCAGAUGAAAGGCCUGGCACCGAGCCGUGAGGUGGAAGAGACAGAGUACUCUUUUGACCUGCAGCUAGCUAAAGAGGAUGCUAAAAGGAUUGCAAUCAAAGAGGAGCAGCUGGAUCCAGAGUAUGAAAGCUGUAGUGCACUGCAUGAAGAAACCAGGCACAGCAACAACUCCUCGAAAUAAAAGAGAUUCAGGGGAGGAGAAAAAACAAGCCUGCCUACUGGAGCACUCAGGUAGUGUAGUUAUCAUGUAGUCGGAAGUUGAUGAAAUGGGACAACUAAACAACUUUUAUAUAAAAAUCUAAGGAGAUUUUUAUGUACUUCUUCUGGCACUUCCUUUCAGAAAAAGAAAAAAAAAAUCCAAGUGUGAAUUUUAGUAAAAUAAAGGUUGGCACAUUAGCAUUAGUGAACUUUUGUUUGUUUCUUUUACCUAAAGAGAAUAAUACUCAUACAGUGUAGUUUCCCUUCACGGUUUUACUCUGGAACCACAUCCCACCUGCAGUAGCUCUGUGCUCCAUCAGUGGGGUCUGCCCCACAGCUUGAGAACCACUGGAUUAAACAGUUUGGAGCAAAUGACAUAAAACACAUGAAACUUGACAACUUGAGAUUGUUUAAUUUGUGUGUUUAUUCUAUCAAAAGUAGCUUACGUGUCCAUCCAUCCAUUGGUUGUUGUUUUGUUUUUUUUUCUGCUUAUCCA
Molecule: messenger RNA, 2007 nt
Organism: Haplochromis burtoni (Burton's mouthbrooder)
Lineage: Eukaryota; Metazoa; Chordata; Actinopteri; Cichliformes; Cichlidae
Product: G/T mismatch-specific thymine DNA glycosylase
Exons: 9
Coding region: 193-1494 (433 amino acids)
Biological process (GO): base-excision repair, AP site formation
Cellular component (GO): nucleus
Molecular function (GO): mismatch base pair DNA N-glycosylase activity
Source: RefSeq, a predicted model, not a curated record